AUGGCCACGCACGAACAUUGGCUGCGAGCCAUUGUGAAAUUAACUCAUACGUCUGUAUUGCUUUUUUUGUUAUCUGCUGCAGGAGGUCCACUGUCACCCCGAAGUGAUGUCUCUUGGCUGGGAGAGAAAAACGAGACAUUUUUUCAGAGUCCAGAAGAAGGAAAACCUGCAGGAGGUGCCUCCAAGAAGGAAGAUGGGGCUGAAAGGUGCAAACAGUUAGGAAAAAUCCGAUGUGAAGCGCUGAGAGAAAUCGCCCGGAAUCCCGACGGUUCGCAGAGGCGGGAAGGGGAUCAGGCUGGAGAAAAGGAGAAAUCGGAGUCUUUUCGGACGGCCGAGGUAGACGAACUUCGCGUUCCUCAGGAAAAGCAGCGGAAGAAGAGGAGAAACAGGCGCCUCGUCGUUAUCCCGGAGGAGAGACCCAGUAAAAACUCAGCCUUCGGGAAGGGGGUCCCCCUCCACCCAAGGCUCCAUAGCCGAGAACUGCCCCAUAAAUGCUUGGACUGCGGCAAGGGCUUCGGUCACAAAGCGAACCUGACGUCGCACCAGAGAGUCCACCGGCUGGAGAAGCUCUACGACUGCUCCAAUUGUGGCAAACGUUUCCUCCGUAAAUCUGUCUUGGAUAUGCACUUGAGGAUGCACUCGGGACAGAAACCCUUCAGCUGCGCCGACUGCGGCUUAAGUUUAAGCGCCCAUUCGAGUCUCGUCAGGCACCAGCGGAUCCACACCAGGGAAAAACCCUACAAGUGCUCCGAGUGCGAGAAGAGCUUCAGUCAGAACUCGGACCUGAUCCGGCAUCAGCGGCUUCACACGGGGGUGAAACCCUAUCGGUGCCCUGAAUGCGGGAAGAGCUUCAGUCGGGGCGACUGCCUAGCUACUCAUCAGAAAAUCCACGUGGGGAAAGAGCAAGGAGGAACUCAGACCGCAGCCAAGACUUUUGUGAUAAAUCAAGUCCUGUUCAGCACUUGAGAAUUUUUCCGGGGUGGGGCAGGGGGGACGACACACAAACCACAAGCGGUGCUCACAAAAUGAGAAGCGAUGCCCAAUCUUUUUCAGGAUAAAAGUUGUCACGCUAAUUAUGAUUUAGUAGCUGACCGGCAGAAGUGAUAUAUAGAGAAUGAGUCAGCAGAGUAUUUGGGGGUAGUAUCCCUUUAAUGGCAGUUGGAACCUGCUGGCUCACUUCAACCCUUUGAAUAUAACUGACUAUCUUGUAUUCUCUAUGCUCCCUGAAUAUUGUUUUUUUCACAUUGUAUAUUAAACCACGGUUCUUUUAACGAACCAC
Molecule: messenger RNA, 1279 nt
Organism: Crotalus tigris (Tiger rattlesnake)
Lineage: Eukaryota; Metazoa; Chordata; Lepidosauria; Squamata; Viperidae
Product: zinc finger protein 3-like
Exons: 3
Coding region: 1-966 (321 amino acids)
Biological process (GO): regulation of transcription by RNA polymerase II
Molecular function (GO): DNA-binding transcription factor activity, RNA polymerase II-specific; RNA polymerase II cis-regulatory region sequence-specific DNA binding
Source: RefSeq, a predicted model, not a curated record